UAUGGAUACUCAUGGAAAACAUGCCUUCAGUAUUCUACAUCAACAGGCAAUGGGGAGUCCACUCGCCGGCUGUCUGUCAGGAAGCGUGCCAAUUGUGGGACUUUUGCAUCCAGCAUGACAUGCACCUCGAGUUGCUGCGCCUCCCCAGUGUCUGGAAUGUGCUGGCGGAUUGCCUCAGCAGGUCCUUCUCCCACCAGGAAUGGACCCUCCACCUGGAGGUCAUCCAGGUAUUCUUCCAAAGGUGGGGAACUCUCCGAGUGGACCUCCAGGUUGCCACCAGGCAGAAGAGGAAGUGCCAGCAGUUCUGCUCCCUCCAGGGCCUAGGCAAAACCAAAGCUAAUUGAGCCAAUAGACUACGAAAAUGUCAUCGUUCAGAAGAAAACACAAAUUUUAAAUGAUGCGUUACGUGAGAUGCUACUUUUCCCUUAUGAUGACUUUCAGACAACAUUAUUGAAACGUCAGGGUCGAUAUAUAUGCUCUACUGUUCCUGAAAAUGCAGAAAAGGAAGCUCAAAGCUUGUUUGUAACUGAGUGCAUCAAAACCUACAACUCAGACUGGCAUGUUGUUAAUUAUAAAUAUGAAGACUACUCAGGAGAGUUUCGACAGCUUCCAAAUAAAGGGACCAAAUCAGAGAAACUUCCAGUUCAUGUAUAUGAAGUUGAUGAAGAAGCAGAUAAAGAUGAGGAUGCAGCAUCUCUAGGAUCUCAGAAGGGUGGGAUAACUAAACAAGGAUGGCUGUACAAAGGCAAUAUGAAUAGUGCAAUCAGUGUAACUAUGAGGUCAUUUAAGAGAAGAUUUUUCCACUUACUCCAACUUGGUGAUGGAUCAUAUAAUCUCAAUUUCUACAAAGAUGAGAAAAUAUCUAAAGAGCCAAAAGGAUCAAUAUUUUUGGAUUCUUGUAUGGGGGUGGUUCAGAACAACAAAGUGAAACGUUUUGCUUUUGAACUCAAGAUGCAAGACAAGAGUAGUUAUCUUCUAGCUGCAGACUGUGAACUGGAAAUGGAGGAAUGGAUAACUACUUUAAACAAAAUUCUCCAACUAAACUUUGAAGCUGCAAUGCAAGAAAAAAGAAAUGGAGAAUCUCAUGAAGAUGAUGAACAAAGCAAAAUGGAAAGCUCAUUAUCCAGCAUAGAUAGCUACUUUCCUGAAAUUUCCAAGAGUUCCAGAGAUGCAGAAAUCAAAUUCAAAAGUGAAAGCAGAGUUAAACUUUUUGUCUUGGAUCCAGAUGCACAGAAACUUGACUUUUCGGGUAUUGAACCAGAAGUGAAGCCAUUUGAAGAGAAAUUCGGGAAAAGGAUUCUAGUGAAGUGUAAUGACUUAUCUUUCAAUCUGCAAAGCUGUGUCGCUGAAAAUGAAGAAGGACCAACAACAAAUGUAGAACCUUUUUUUGUCACAUUGUCAUUGUUUGAUAUUAAAAACAAUCGGAAGAUUUCAGCAGAUUUCCAUGUUGACUUGAACCACGUCUCGGUGAGGCACAUGAUAUCUAAUGCGACACAGCAACCGAUGAAUGCCAAUGGUGAUUACUUACACAGGACUCAAGAUAUUAUCCAUGAGUCUAUCUUGCAAUAUCCUAAACAGGUAAUAUUCUCAGUUACAUGUCCACAUCCUGAUAUAUUUCUUGUGGCAAGAAUAGAAAAAGUACUGCAGGGAAGUGUUACGCACUGUGCUGAGCCAUAUAUGAAAAGUUCAGAUUCUUCUAAGGUUGCACAGAAAGUGUUGAAGAAUGCUAAGCAGGCAUGUCAGAGACUAGGACAAUAUAGAAUGCCAUUUGCCUGGGCAGCUAGGACAUUGUUUAAAGAUGCAUCAGGAACCCUGGACAAAAAUGCAAGAUUUUCUGCUCUCUACAGACAAGACAGUAAUAAACUCUCAAAUGAAGACAUGCUUAAGUUGCUAGCAGAUUUCAGGAAACCUGAAAAGAUGGCCAAGCUGCCAGUUAUUUUAGGAAAUCUAGACAUAACAAUUGAUAAUGUUUCUCCAGAUUUUUCUAAUUAUGUUAACUCAUCAUACAUUCCCAUGAAACAGUUUGAAAACAGUACCAAAACAGUAGUAACGUUUGAAGUAGAGGAAUUUGUUCCCUGUAUUCCAAAACAUUCUCAGCCUUUCACCAUCUACAACAAUCACCUUUAUGUUUAUCCAAAGCACUUGAAAUAUGACAGUCAAAAGUCAUUUGCAAAGGCUAGAAAUAUUGCAGUAUGCAUUGAGUUCAAAGAUUCGGAUGAAGAAGAUUCUCAGCCUUUAAAGUGUAUCUAUGGUAGACCAGGUGGACCAGUGUUUACAAGAAAUGCAUUUGCCAAUGUUUUACAUCACCACCAAAAUCCAGAGUUUUAUGAUGAGAUUAAAAUAGAAUUGCCCACACAGCUACAUGGAAAACAUCAUUUGUUUUUCACGUUCUACCAUGUCAGCUGUGAUAAUUCAAGCAAAGGCAGUACCAAGAAGAAAGAUGUCAUUGAAACACAAGUUGGCUAUUCUUGGCUUCCACUAUUAAAAGAUGGGAGAGUAGUGACAAAUGAGCAGCACAUUCCUGUGUCAGCUAAUCUUCCAUCAGGCUAUCUUAGCUAUCAGGAACCUGGGAUUGGCAAGCAUUCUGGUCCUGAAAUUAAAUGGGUAGAUGGAGGCAAACCAUUGUUAAAAAUUUCUACACAUCUAGUUUCUACUGUCUACACACAGGACCAGCACUUACACAAUUUUUUUGAAUACUGUCAGAAAACGGAGUCUGGAGCCCAGGCCUUAGGAACUGAUCUUGUAAAGUAUCUUAAGAGUCUUCAUGCUAUGGAGGGCCAUGUGAUGAUAGCUUUCCUGCCUACAAUUCUAAACCAAUUGUUUAGAGUUCUCACUAGAACUACUCAAGAGGAAGUUACAGUCAAUGUGACACGGGUUAUUAUACAUAUUGUUGCGCAGUGCCAUGAAGAAGGGUUGGAUAGCUACUUGAGGUCAUACGUCAAGUAUGCUUAUAAAGCUGAGCCUUAUAUUGCUUCUGAAUAUAAGACUGUACAUGAAGAACUGACCAAAUCCAUGACAACAAUUCUUAAACCAUCUGCUGACUUUCUUACAAGCAACAAGCUACUUAAGUAUUCGUGGUUUUUCUUUGAAGUUCUGAUAAAAUCAGUGGCUCAGCAUUUGAUAGAAAACGCUAAAAUAAAGUUGUUACGAAACCAGAGAUUUCCUGCUUCUUUUCACCAUGCAGUAGAAACAUUUGUUAAUAUGCUAAUGCCACACAUCACUCAGAAGUACAGAGACAAUCCAGAGGCUUCAAAAAAUGCAAAUCAUAGUCUUGCUGUCUUUAUAAAGAGAUGUUUCACCUUUAUGGACAGGGGUUUUGUGUUCAAGCAAAUCAAUAACUACAUCAGCUGCUUUGCUCCAGGGGAUCCAAAGACCCUUUUUGAAUUCAAAUUUGAAUUUCUUCGAGUGGUGUGUAACCAUGAACACUACAUCCCUUUGAAUCUACCUAUGCCAUUUGGAAAAGGCAGAAUUCAGAGAUAUCAAGACCUCCAGCUCGACUAUUCAUUAACAGAUGAGUUUUGCAAGAAUCACUUCUUAGUGGGACUGCUCCUACGGGAGGUGGGAAAUGCAUUACAAGAAUUCAGAGACAUCCGGCAGAUUGCAAUUAGUGUGCUCAAGAAUUUGAUGAUAAAGCAUUCUUUUGAUGACAGAUAUGCUUCCAGGAGCCAUCAAGCAAGAAUAGCCACUUUGUAUCUGCCAGUGUUCGGACUGCUGCUAGAAAAUGUCCAACAAAUCAAUGUCAAGGACGUGUCACCUUUUCCUGUUAAUCCUUCCAGCAGCAGUGCAAAAGAUGAACCACUUAGUAUGCCAGCUGCAAAUCCUUUAGUAACACCACAAAAGUCAGGAAACACUUUGGAUAACAGCCUCCACAAAGAUCUGUUUGGUGCUAUCUCCGGCAUUGCUUCCCCAUAUACCUCAUCAACUCCAAAUGUUAAUUGUGUAAGACAUGCUGACUCAAGAGGCUCCCUUAUAAGUACAGAUUCAGGAAACAGCUUCCCAGAAAGACAUAGUGACAAGAACAAUUCUCUUGACAAGAACCAGCACUGUGGCACUUUAGGAAGUUCUGUAGUUCGAAGUGGCAAAUUCGACCAAACAGAAAUCAAAAGUCUGCUCAUGUGUUUCCUUCAUAUUUUAAAAAGCAUGUCUGAUGAUGCUUUGUUUACAUAUUGGAACAAGGCUUCAACAUCUGAACUUAUGGAUUUUUUCACAAUCACAGAAGUGUGCUUGCAUCAGUUCCAGUACAUGGGAAAACGAUACAUAGCCAGGAACCAGGAGGGGUUGGGACCCAUAGUUCAUGAUCGAAAAUCUCAGACAUUGCCUGUUUCCCGUAACAGAACAGGAAUGAUGCAUGCCAGAUUGCAGCAACUGAGCAGCCUGGAUAACUCUCUCUCUUUUAACCACAGCUAUGGCCAUUCAGAUGCAGAUGUUCUUCACCAGUCCUUACUUGAAGCAAACAUUGCCACUGAAGUUUGCCUUACCACUCUGGAUACUUUAUCUUUAUUCACAAUGGCAUUUAAGAACCAACUACUGACUGAUCAUGGACAUAAUCCACUGAUGAAAAAGGUUUUUGAUGUGUACCUCUGCUUCCUUCAAAAAAAUCAGUCUGAAACAGCAUUGAAAACUGUCUUCAUUGCUUUAAGGACACUAAUUUUUAAGUUUCCCUCUGCAUUUUAUGAAGGUAGAGCUGACAUGUGUGCUGCAUUGUGUUAUGAAAUUUUGAAAUGCUGUAAUUCCAAACUGAGCUCAAUUCGUACUGAAGCUUCACAACUGCUGUAUUUCUUAAUGAGAAAUAACUUUGAUUACACAGGGAAGAAGUCUUUCGUAAGGACACAUCUGCAAGUUAUUAUUUCAGUAAGUCAGUUGAUCGCUGAUGUCGUUGGAAUUGGAGGAACUAGAUUUCAGCAGUCUCUUUCCAUCAUUAACAACUGUGCCAACAGUGACAGACUUAUUAAGCAUACUACAUUCUCUUCUGACGUAAAGGAUUUGACAAAGCGGAUUCGGACAGUCUUAAUGGCUACAGCUCAAAUGAAGGAGCACGAGAAUGAUCCAGAAAUGCUUGUGGAUCUCCAGUACAGUUUGGCAAAGUCUUAUGCCAGCACGCCUGAACUCAGGAAGACGUGGCUAGACAGCAUGGCAAGAAUUCAUGUUAAAAAUGGGGAUCUUUCAGAGGCAGCAAUGUGCUAUGUCCAUGUAGCAGCACUGGUGGCAGAAUAUUUGACUCGCAAAGGAAUAUUUAAGCAAGGCUGUAGUACUUUCAGAAUAAUCACACCAAAUAUAGAUGAAGAGGCUUCAAUGAUGGAGGAUGUUGGGAUGCAAGAUGUUCACUUCAAUGAAGAUGUGUUAAUGGAAUUAUUAGAGCAAUGUGCAGAUGGACUCUGGAAGGCUGAGCGAUAUGAACUGAUUGCUGACAUCUACAAACUUAUCAUUCCCAUUUAUGAAAAACGGAGGGAUUUUGAGAGACUAGCUCAUCUAUAUGACACACUCCAUCGGGCAUACAGCAAAGUAACAGAAGUUAUGCAUACAGGCAAGAGACUACUUGGCACUUAUUUCAGAGUAGCAUUCUUUGGACAGCAAUACCAGUUUACAGACAGUGAAAGAGAUAUGGAGGGAUUCUUUGAGGAUGAAGAUGGAAAGGAGUAUAUUUAUAAAGAGCCUAAACUCACACCUCUUUCAGAGAUUUCCCAGAGACUACAUAAGCUCUACUCUGACAAAUUUGGAUCAGAAAACGUCAGAAUGAUCCAGGAUUCUGGCAAAGUGAAUCCCAAGGAUUUGGACUCAAAAUAUGCAUAUAUACAAGUUACACAUGUAGUCCCAUACUUUGAAGAAAAGGAAUUGCAAGAGAGAAAAACAGAGUUUGAAAGAACUCACAAUAUUCGUCGUUUUAUGUUUGAAAUGCCCUUUACUCAAUCUGGUAAAAGACGAGGAGGAGUGGAAGAACAGUGUAAACGACGAACUAUUUUGACAGCUAUACAUUGUUUCCCCUAUGUGAAAAAGCGCAUUCCUGUAAUGUAUCAGCACCAUACAGAUCUAAACCCAAUUGAAGUAGCCAUUGAUGAAAUGAGCAAGAAGGUUGCAGAGCUCAGGCAGCUUUGUUCUUCAACUGAAGUAGAUAUGAUCAAACUGCAGCUAAAGCUACAGGGAAGUGUCAGUGUUCAGGUUAAUGCUGGUCCAUUAGCAUAUGCAAGAGCUUUCUUAGAUGACACAAAUACCAAAAAGUAUCCAGACAAUAAAGUGAAAUUACUGAAGGAAGUUUUCAGACAAUUUGUUGAGGCUUGUGGUCUUGCUUUGGGUAUAAAUGAACGACUUAUAAAGGAAGAUCAGUUAGAAUAUCAAGAAGAAAUGAAGGCUAACUACAGAGAAAUGGCAAAAGAACUUUCUGAAAUAAUGCACGAACAAAUUGUUCCUGUUGAAGAAAAGACCAGUGUUAUGUCUAAUUCACUACACAUUUUCAACGCCAUAAGUGGAACUCCAACAAGCACAGCAGUUCAUGGGAUUCCCAGUUCUUCUUCAGUUGCAUGAGUGUUUUGUAAAGGAAAGUAAUUUUUCUUAAUAUAUGCAUGGAUUUGCUUUAUUAUUUGCACACUCAGGAUGAUUUUAAAGCUAAAUAUUGGACACGUGCAAGCCAUGUAAAUUAGCACACUAAAACACUGAGCACACUAAAUCUCGGGACUGGCGGGAAUAAACAAUAGUGGUGGUAGACUUCUUUAAAUAGAAAGGUGAGCAUAUAUUUUUAAGUUUUGCUGGCAAUAUUAAAAGUUUUCAUGUCUUUGCAGAGGUCUGUCUUGGGGACUUUUAUGAUAGUUAAUUUCUCUUUUUCCUUAGAAAGUAUUAUUAAAAUGAAUGGCACAUUACAAAACGGUGGUGUAGAAUGUACAUUUGCAGAUAUAUAAUAUUCAGAUAUUCUUUUUAUGUAUGGCACAUACAGAUUGAUUCCAAGUUCAAGAACUAUUUUGGGACUAGAUCGAGACACUAAUUUUUUUUUUUAAUUUAAUGGAACUGACACUAGCAGCUUUUGUACCAUUGACAAAUUGUUGUGCUCCAUUUUAUACCUUGUCGGCAUAUUGAAAGUAUGUGAGCUUAAAGCUGAUGGAAAAAUUAAGUACAACCAAAGGUCUGUAUUAAUGAACACCAAGCACCAAGUUACACUAGAAUAUAAGUAGUGGUAAACUGAUUUGUACAUAUUGUUUGUUAAUACAGUCCAUAGAUUCUGUACAUAAAUGUAUUACAUUUCUAAACAAUUUUUAAAUAGUCAUAGCAGCUCUCAAGCCUUCUGCUUUAAAUUUAAUUGUGACAUAUUUGUGCUCAUUCCAAGUAUAUGCUAUAUACAGUUUGUUUAUUCUUGUAUAUAAAUAAGUGCAAUAUGAAGAUGUAUACAGUCUUUGCAAUGUUAGGUUUAUACACUGUUUUGAAAAAAAUCAUCCCUUUUGCCAAAGCAAUGGAAUACAAAAUAGGUGAUCAUAUUCUGUUAAUGGUGAUGUAAUUUAAAGCUUUUACCAUAUUAUUGUUCUUUUAAGACACUAAUUUAGUAAUUUUAUAUUUGGGGAAAUAAAGGUUUUAAAUUUUAUUUAACUGGAAGCACUGUCCUGCUGUAAUUAAACAUUCUGUACUACAUCUGUAUUAAAAAAAAGUAGCUAAUUUCUCUA
Messenger RNA from Mauremys reevesii (Reeves's turtle), 7643 nucleotides. It is a transcript of the gene DOCK9, whose product is annotated as dedicator of cytokinesis 9. Gene Ontology annotation, molecular function: guanyl-nucleotide exchange factor activity. Bases 412 to 6519 code for a protein of 2035 amino acids. The record is from RefSeq and is a predicted model, not a curated record. NCBI's taxonomy places the organism in Eukaryota, Metazoa, Chordata, Testudines, Geoemydidae. Gene Ontology annotation, biological process: positive regulation of GTPase activity; small GTPase-mediated signal transduction. The transcript is spliced from 54 exons.